Molecule: messenger RNA, 866 nt
Organism: Cryptomeria japonica (Japanese cedar)
Lineage: Eukaryota; Viridiplantae; Streptophyta; Pinopsida; Cupressales; Cupressaceae
Product: LOB domain-containing protein 29-like
Exons: 2
Coding region: 201-866 (221 amino acids)
Biological process (GO): positive regulation of DNA-templated transcription; hormone-mediated signaling pathway
Cellular component (GO): nucleus
Source: RefSeq, a predicted model, not a curated record
UUUGCUUAUUUUAGGUUUUUUUGAUGUCAGGCUUAUUUUAGGUUUUUUUUAUUACGGCCUGCAGAAACGGUGUUUUAGACUUGAAGAGCCGGGGGCGUUCUAACAGAACGGAAUAGAAAGAAAAGAAACAAAAAUCUCCUCUGGAUUCGUAGAAAAGGAGAUUCUAUCCUGUGAUUAGGUUUAAGUAAAAAAGUUAUUUUAUGGCGGGAGGAGACGGAGCACCUUGUGGAGCUUGCAAGUUUCUUAGAAGGAAGUGUGUUAAAGGGUGUGUGUUUGCCCCUUAUUUUUCUACAGAGGAAUUGGGUGCAGCUCAUUUUGCUGCCAUUCAUAAGAUCUUUGGCGCAAGUAAUUUCUCUAAGUUGCUCCAGCAUAUUCCAUCAGAAGAAGAACGAUUUGAUGCAGUCGUUAGCAUUUCGUAUGAGGCCCAGGCUCGCCUUCAAGAUCCAAUUUAUGGCUGUGUUUCACACAUCUUUGCUCUUCAACACCAGGUCGCACAUUUGCAAGCUGAACUGAGCUUUGCCAACGCUCGGCUGGCUGGUAACUCAGGCAGGACCCUAUUGAGUCCCCACCAUCAAAAUCAAUACGGUGAAAUAUCAACUUCAUCGGUUAACAGUUCUCAUGGACAUUACAAUUUAUCAAAUGAACUACAGUCAAACCAUCGAAGUGAAUCUGAAAACACUGGUUUUCGCCAUGGAGAUAAGAGUUCAAAUCUCCUUAUGCAAAUGCAGGAUUACUACCAUAAUCCCCUAUCUGCAACCCAACAAAAAGAUGUCUUUCAUGAUAAUAUAAAUCCAUUGGAAGCAUGCCCAGAGCAUGGAGGAGACCUCCAGGCUUUAGCAUUUUCUCUCCUUAGAAGUAGAAGCUGA